Hevea brasiliensis (rubber tree) is the source of this 1492-nucleotide messenger RNA. RefSeq names its product bidirectional sugar transporter SWEET2a. The record is from RefSeq and is a predicted model, not a curated record. Gene Ontology annotation, molecular function: sugar transmembrane transporter activity. The transcript has 7 exons. Gene Ontology annotation, biological process: carbohydrate transport. NCBI's taxonomy places the organism in Eukaryota, Viridiplantae, Streptophyta, Magnoliopsida, Malpighiales, Euphorbiaceae. Gene Ontology annotation, cellular component: membrane. Bases 187 to 894 code for a protein of 235 amino acids.
AAGCUUCUUGAUCAUCCAUAUUUGACAAAGUGGGCCAUGCAUUGUACAGUUCCAUUUGAGAAAAAGAAAUGUAAGUAAGGGCUUCUUGUUAGCAAAUAUUUAUGUACACAGGUACAGAGAGAGAGAGAGAGAGAGAGAUAGUUGGCUUCUGGUCUUUGACUCUUUGGGGGUUCAGUAGAUUGGGAAAUGAAUUCGACAGGGUUAUCUUCCGUUUUCUCUGGUUUCAGUGAUGCAGCUGGAAUUGCUGGGAACAUCUUCGCCUUCGUGUUAUUUUUGUCACCCAUACCAACAUUUAGGAGAAUUAUCAGAAGCCGAUCAACAGAACAGUUCUCUGGAUUGCCUUAUAUAUAUGCUCUCUUGAACUGUUUGAUCUGUCUCUGGUAUGGCAUGCCCAUCGUAUCACCUGGUAUCAUAUUGGUUGCAACAGUCAAUUCAAUUGGGGCAAUUUUCCAGUUGAUCUACAUAAGUAUCUUCAUCUGGUAUGCCGAUAAAGGUAGAAAGUUAAAGAUGUCAGGACUACUGGCUGCAGUAUUUGCAGUAUUUGCUGUGAUAGUCUUUGUGAGCGUGAAUUUUUUUUACUCUCAUGCUCGGCAGAUAUUUGUCGGAUAUUUAAGUGUUUUUUCUCUCAUUUCCAUGUUUGCGUCUCCUCUUUGUGUCAUUAAUUUGGUGAUUAAGACAAGGAGUGUUGAAUACAUGCCUUUCUAUCUCUCCCUUGCAACCUUAGUGAUGAGUGUCUCUUUCUUUUCAUAUGGAAUGUUGAAGUUUGAUCCUUUCAUUUAUGUCCCAAAUGGAAUUGGAACAAUUUUGGGUAUAUGUCAAUUGGUGUUGUACUCAUAUUAUAGCAGCAAAUAUGGCGAAGACUCGAGAGAACCCUUGUUAGCCCCGUAUGCCUGAGCAUAUCAAUUGGCAAUGAUUCAUGGAGUUUGAUUCUGAUAUACUAAUUGAAAGUUGCGGCAUUUCGACAGAUAAAUGCUGCUGCAUGGUCAUUAAAAAAGUGGAUUAUUAUUAAAUCAUCAAUGGAUUUUAAUGAUUCUCAAGGAACUUGAUGCAGUCUCGUCAAGAGAAGAAGAGAAUAAGAGGAGUGAUAGCGAAAGGAUAAAAUUUCUUGCUUGCUCCUGAGGGGUUCUGUUGAUGACUACCAAUCAUCUAUUACAGUGGUAACCUCACUGUCUAUGAUAAUGCCACGGCAAUCGACUGUGUCAAUACACCACCUUUGCCAAUUUUAUGCUACUGCUUUGGCUUUUGUUGCAACAUUAUUGUUAACUAGCAAUCAUAUUGAUUGUUUUUUUUUUUUUUUAUUUGUAAUUAGCAAUCCUGUUAGUUGUUCCCUACUACAGAUGUGAAGUCUGAAAAUUUAUCAGAUGUUUGAUUCCCUUCAUGCUCCCAUUUUCUGUGGAUAAGUUGGAAGCACUUCAAAUUAGAAUGCCAAAAAUGGGACAUAUUACACUGUUGAUAUUUCUUUUUUAGUUAAACGGAGAAUUAGAACUUACAA